Molecule: messenger RNA, 2871 nt
Organism: Ictidomys tridecemlineatus (thirteen-lined ground squirrel)
Lineage: Eukaryota; Metazoa; Chordata; Mammalia; Rodentia; Sciuridae
Source: RefSeq, a predicted model, not a curated record
AUGGAAGAUCCUGGGAUUAGAGACCAAUACCAAGUAGCAGAAACCAAGAAGCACCGCAAACUCUGGAAGAAAGGGAGGGCGGAGGUGUUCAAAGCAGGGAUAGAAAACCAAACUGAAGUGGGGGGGGGGUCAGGCUACCGCGUGAGAGCACCCGAGAGUGAACAAAAACAGAGCUGCUGGAAGAGCAGCGAAUGGGUAGGAUGGAGGACGAAAUCCAGGGCUGCGGGAGAACAGCGCGAGACAAGACCCCGGCACCCAAACACUGAGUUCAGGCCCGCAGUGAGGUCACAGCUCCUUAUGAGGUGGGGCCCACCGGCUCGACCGCAGCGCUUUCCCGUCGGCGCCCAGACGGCGGCGAGCUCAGCCGCUUCCCCACCGCCCGCCCUAGAGCCUGGAUGGUGCAACGAGGUUAGGUGUGCAAUUGCUGUUAUGGACAUUUGCAAGGGAAAACCCAGAGUUGAGACAGAAAGAAACCAUACUUGGUAUACUCCUCCAGUGAAGAUUGCCUCUCCCUCUCUGAAGCUGUCAAAGGAGGAGAUGACCAGGAAAGAAAGCACUUUAUGCCAGUUGCCGAAUCAGUACCAUGUUCCCAAGACUUCAUUACCUCUUUAUACAUCUUCCUCAUUUAUUUGGGAAAAGAAAUUACAUUCUAACCUCUCUCUGACAUUAUAUGAAGAAAUACCUCAAGGACAUUUUUAUGCAGAAGAAUUAAGUGAACUUCUUAAAGCCUGUAAAAUUUUUAGUAAAAUUCGAAGUGGUAAGAUUUAUGUGAACGAUCUGCCAAUGGUCCUUGGUACCUUGAAGAUUUCUAUAAGUGAUUCAGAAAUGCUACAGGCACUAAAGACUAUUGAUAUCAAUGUUAAUGGAAUGCUGGAUUUUUCAAAUUUCCUUAAGGCUGUGAAUGAUAUUUCUUAUGUGACCUCUCAGGAUUCAGCAUUCCAGAAAGCCUUGGAGAUUUUUUCUAGGAUAAAAGAUGGUCGGGUUCCUACUGAUGAAGUGGUUGCUGUUUUGAGUAGCAUGAAUAUCUUUGUAAACCCUGACACACUGCAGGAAGUGAUCAAAUAUUCCUAUACUGACCGUAACCAGAUGGUGGAUAUUGGUGAUAUUGUAUUUGCUUUGAAUGAACUACAGCAACCGUAUGAAGAUGUUUCAAUUAUUGAAGAUUCAGCCCCGGAUGAAACUACUUUAGACAGUGAAUUACCAAAUGUAGCAGGACACUCUCUACAACGUAGGAUAAGAAGCUUACCUGCCAGACCAUCUGAAUCUUCAAUACUCAAGAAUUUGAAUGGAAAGAGCCUCCAAUAUCAUAGUAAUAUUAUGGAGAAUGAUGACACUGAAUUUAAACAAUCAAGAUAUUCUUGGCCAGUAGGACAAUUCCUGGGCAGAGUUGAUAGCAAUCAUGAAAUUCAUGACCCAAAGUCUGUACCACAAAGCUUGAAGAAUGUUAUAAGCCUCAGUAAAUCUUUGGAUAAAAUUGAUAUUUCAAGUGUUCCAAAACUUGAGAAACUAGUUGUGAGAAGGCCUUCCACUCUUCUAAAACAGAUUUCAUCAGAGAAAAACCCAGCAAUUACUACCUUGGUAUUGCCUGAUGUAACCGAGAACCUCCAUAAUAUCAGCAAGGAGCAAAUGAAUGUCUCUGACCUGUGGAACAUUCUGUCUACUCUGAAUAGUAAUUUAAAAAAAGAUGAAUUCCUAGAUGCACUGAAAUUCACAACUGUUGAUGAGUUCCAGGAGAUUGUAUUAGCUCUUGAUUCACUUGAAGGUGACAUGAUAUCUGGGGAGAAUUUAGAAGAUUUUCUAAGAAAUAUUGGGAUUAAAUCACCUAAAGAAGAGGUAGAGAAAAUUCUUCAGUCAGAUUUGGUUUCUGAAGACAACAUGGUGAAUGUUAAAGACUGUAUGAGGGCUUUGAGGGACACCCAGAAAUUUUCCAAUUUUAUUGCAUUAAAUGAGACCAUCAAUAAAUUGGACUGCAUGAAAGAAGGCUAUCAGUCUGAUAAAGACAAAUAUUCAGACGUACUUGAAAAUAAUGAUAGACAUUUUACUGACAAAACUCUUCAGAAAACAGAAGAUGACUCCUUUGUUGAAGAGAUUAAAGAAGCUGCUCACAUCUUGUCACAUGUUGAUAAUGGUAAGAUUGAUAUACCUAACUUGAAACAUGCCCUGAAAUGUUUGAAUGCUAAUUUAACAGAGGAGGAUGUCAAUGAAGCCCUUAAACAUUGUGACAUCAGUGAUAAUAUGGCAGUAGAUUUAAAAGAUUUCUUAUUGGAAAUGAAAGAAAAUCCACAUUUCAAAGAGUCCAAGGCUACCCAACUACUCUUAGCUACUACCCAAAUUCUCCAAGAUGAUCUAAUUGAUGUCUCUGAUCUCAAGAUGUUAUUGAUGAACAAUGAUCUUUAUCCAGCUAAUGCCAUAUUUAAUGAAGUGUUAAGACAUAUACCUGAACAUGAAUAUGGCAAAGUUACUGUUCAAGAAUUUAUGAGCAAGCUCUCUGAUACAUUAACAAUUCCAAAAGCUACAGGAGUUGAAGAUAAAUUUUACAACAUGGAUAUUCACAAAAAUGAUCUUAGAGCUGUUUCUGAUAUUCAUCAAAAUUUAAAUGCUAUAGGAAUCUAUCUAACAGAUGACAAAAUACAGAAGACUUUGGAUAAUACCAAUCCUAAUGAUGAAGUAGUGCAUUUUGAGGAUUUUAUCAGAAAAUUGGCCAACACUGAUGAAUUUAUUGAGUGCCAAAGGAUAGAAGAUGCAUGGAACAUUGUUAAGAGUGUCUCUGAUGGAAAAGUUAAAAUUAAAGAUCUUUUAUCUACCUUAAAGAGUAUGGAGAUACCUUUAAAUGAAUACCAACCUAACCCUGCAAUAGAUGGCUUGGUGUAA